Prunus armeniaca (apricot) is the source of this 588-nucleotide messenger RNA. The record is from the annotation of a GenBank genome assembly. NCBI's taxonomy places the organism in Eukaryota, Viridiplantae, Streptophyta, Magnoliopsida, Rosales, Rosaceae.
AUGGAAUCUCAUUCCUCUUCUUCUUCUUCUUCAGCCUCUUCCACCACCACAUACUUGUCCCAAACCAUGCAACCAACAAAGGGUUCAAUCUCAAAUUCAACUUCACUUCCAUAUCAGCAAUCCUCACUCCACUCUGUUCGGAGAUCUUCGUCGAAGCCAUGGAGGAAGCCGGCAGUGGCUCCACUACCGCCAACUCCGCCAAGAAUCUACAAAGUGGACCCCAUUAACUUCAAAGACCUUGUUCAGAGCCUCACCGGCCCCCCGGAGUCUUUGGAGGCUCGAACUCUCCAAAGCGUUGCGCCGGCACCGAUUGAUGUUCAUAGAAACGCCUCUGUUCUAAACCAUGUUCCUUCUUCUGCUUCUUCCCCUGCAUCAAAAAUUAUUUCACCAUUUUCAGCCAUGUACAAGGACUUGGCUGAUACAUUGGAGCUGAGCUCUACGCCUCAUCAUCAGAAGGUGCAUGAUAGCAUGGUGGACCAGAGUUAUCCGAGACUGAACUUGCAGUCACCAUCUUCCCAUCAUUGGUUUUCCUUUCCCCUGCUCAGUCCAGGGACUCUGUCCAGCCUGGAACAGAGCACUGUGCUUUAG